Messenger RNA from Eucalyptus grandis, 993 nucleotides. RefSeq lists its product as uncharacterized. Gene Ontology annotation, molecular function: polysaccharide binding. Lineage: Eukaryota; Viridiplantae; Streptophyta; Magnoliopsida; Myrtales; Myrtaceae. The record is from RefSeq and is a predicted model, not a curated record. Bases 70 to 993 code for a protein of 307 amino acids. The transcript has 3 exons.
UCUACAUCUCAACACUAAAACACUCAGAUUUUGCUUAGUUGAUGCGUGCUCCCUCCAAUCGCAUAAGCCAUGCACAAAGAUCAACUCCUCCUCCUCUUUCUCCUCCUCCUUCUACCUCGUUCUUUUAGUAUCUCCGUUAAAAAUAAUCAGUGCAAUGCCUUUUGUGGUGAGAUCGCCAACAUAAGCUAUCCAUUUCGACUGAGGGGCUAUCCGAAGGUUUGUGGCAACCCUAACUAUGAGCUAGCCUGCGUCAAUAACCGCACUAUUCUUGAUUUGUACUCGAGGCAGUACCAUGUAAGUUCCAUCGACUAUACCAACUACACAAUUAGGGCUGCUGAUGUUGAGCUGCAAAAAGGCAAUUGCUCGUCUCUUCCUCUCCGCUCUUUUUUAUGCCACAGCUUCUUCAAUGACAAAUCAGAUCGGUAUAGAUGCGAGGGAUACAUGUCCAAUAAUGUGGAGUUAUCCAAGACAGUUUCAAUUGUGAACUGCAUGAAGCCGGUUGCUUCUCGGUUAUAUAUUGAUGCUUCGCCAUGCCUUGAUAGGGUCGAAUUUUCAAAAUUUUCCGGUACAAGAAGGCAAUUAUAUGCCAUGGUCGAUGCGAAUGUCUCAAAUGUGGAAAGUGCAUGCACGAUAGAGCAUAUGGCGAUGAUACCAGGGUGGUCUGAUGGAGACAAUCUUCAUUCCUAUGCGCAAAUUCAUGAUCUAAUGGUUUAUGGGUUUGAGCUUUCAUGGUUUCCAAUUGCCUGUAAGACGUAUUGCAAAGGUUAUUUCGUUUGCGACAUCAAUUCCGAGCACCAAAUACAGUGCAAGAGCAAGAAAUAUAUCGUCUACCUCGCCGAUAUUGUCUGGGUUAUUGAACUGAUCUCGCUCUAUAGCAUCGGUUACACUUGUUACAAACUCAAUAUGGAUUGCGGAAUAGGGAUCGACCCUUACCUUGAUGCGAUGCUCGCACCCUUCGGCAUCGGUAACAUUACUGUAGUCUUCUCAUUGUGA